This is a messenger RNA of Talaromyces proteolyticus, 1428 nucleotides long. RefSeq lists its product as uncharacterized. The record is from RefSeq and is a predicted model, not a curated record. NCBI's taxonomy places the organism in Eukaryota, Fungi, Ascomycota, Eurotiomycetes, Eurotiales, Trichocomaceae. Bases 1 to 1428 code for a protein of 475 amino acids. The transcript is spliced from 7 exons.
AUGGCUCUUCUUUUUUCUCUUGGCCUCGUGGGCCACAUCACCUCUGUUUCGGGCCUGAGCUUCAGCGUUCCAGCAAGUCCCCCAUCAAAUGCAAGUGGCCAGCUUUCUGCUGCGCCUGUAGGUGUUUCUUUGGAGUUUUUUGCCUUCCCAGCCUACAUGGAAGAUGUCGAUGCGACUACCACGUGUUUGCAAAACCUGAAAGAUUUGACAGGUACUUGGCCACCAUUGAGAAUUGGGGGAACUACGCAAGAUCGCGCAACAUAUGAUGCAGCUUCUACAAACGCUGUGAACUACACGGUCGCUAGUCCCAGUGACGCGCCAGACUCACUCACGUUUGGUCCAUCGUUCAUCUCCAUAGCAGCAUCCUACGGUGGUGAUAUAAUCCUGGGUCUUAAUAGGCGUCUAGACAAUCAGUCAAACACAAUCGCCGCUGCAGCUCUAGCUAAGAGCAAGAUGGAUAAUCUCUAUGCCAUUGAGCUCGGCAACGAGCCUAAUUUUUUCACUAGCAGUGAUCCGAUCGCCGACGGCGAGUCUUGGACUGCUUCAGCUGACUAUUCAUCGGAGGUAAGCUGGCAGGAUGCAGUUUGUGGGAAUCUCUCGGCGUCGAAUGUUAUUUCGGCCGGCGUUUUCUUUGGCACCUCGCCAAUGAGUAUUGCUGGAUUGACUGUUGCUGAGGGCGGUACAAAUGCUUACGUCAAGGACUACUGUUCGCACAAUUAUCCGCAGUCAGCAAGCACGGCCAAUUUGUCUCUUCUGAUGAGCCACACCGGCAUUGCUUCGGAAAUUGAGCCCUUUGCUAAGGAAGUUUCUGCUGCUAAAUCUAAGAAUAAACCCCAUAUUUUUGGGGAAACCAACUCAGCCACUCAAGGCGGUGGUGGUAUUAGUCCAACCUAUGGAGCUGGACUUUGGAUCUUGGACUAUGUGAUGCAAACCCUUCUUUUGGGCACUGAGGCCCUGUACUUCCACCAAGGAACUAUAGGAAACUGCCAGUAUUGUUGGUGGGGUAGAUACGAUAUGGGUUCACCUUAUUACGGUGCCUACUUUGCAACCAUGGCUCUGGCCAACGCAGACCAGAUCGCACCGCUAGAUGACCAGAAAUCCGCGUAUGCUGCUUAUGCUAUUUACAAGUCCGGGGCCCCAGUCAGAGUUUUGUUGUACAAUUCCGACUAUUAUACUAGCGGCACACGACCAUCUCAAACAUACACCUUGUCAGGGUUGUCGUCUGGUAUAGUAACAGCCAAACGUUUAACAGCUCCGUAUUCGACUUCCAGAGUUGAUUACGGCCAAAAUCCGUCUGUUGCUGGUCAGACAUUUGCGAAUGGAACUUGUUCUAUUCAGGGCACUAAAAUAACCGAAAGCACUACAGUCUCUGCAGGAGCAGCAACUUUUACUGUUGGGGCAUCAGAAGCUUUGCUGGUAUAUUUGUGA